AUGCAAGCCUCUUCCUCGUCAUCAUCCUUUGUCGAGUCGGCUUCGCUCUCCUCGACCCCCCAUAGUCGUGGUUGCUACACGAGGCCCAAUUACCGACAAUUUGUCGGAUCUGACGUUGCUUUUUGCGCUGAUCCGCAAUAUCACCACAACGACGGCAAUCGCAUACCUCAAGCAGAGUCUCCAGACACUCGAUUUAGCAACCUCCGGGCUAGCGCGUCGGAAAGUGACAAAGCCGAAGCCGCGGCGAAGCUCCGAGGAUUUCUCAGGCGUGCCUCUAACAGCAGUUUCUUCAACUCGCCGAUCACCACCAAGGGCUCUGCGACGUUUGAGACAGUAGCUGCCCUGUUAACGGUAAUGCUUGAUAAGCUUCGCCGCGCUCGUGCUCGCGACCGACCCACCGACAGACACGAAACGCGCCGUCAGGCUGACAUCCGCAUCGUACAAAAGGACGGGUGGAUGCGGAAGUUGGAGAUCGCCGUCCACUUCCCAGGCUUCAACUCAGCAUGGAAUGAAGCCCGCUGCAGCAAAACGCGCAUUCCGAUUCUCAUGAAAAAGUUAACCCCGGUGAUCAAGAAGGGGAAAGGGGACGAAUGUCCCAGAACAUACCUUCACGAACACCUUGUGCCACCCGCGAUCUGGAAGCAUCCUUCUCGCAUGAAGACGGUAGAAGAUAUUUGUUACAUGGCGAAGGGCGAUAGUGAAGUGUAUCCGCAUGAUGGUGAAUGCUGGGAUGGGUUCAAGGGUCCGAAGAACGUCAUUGUCUUCACAAAACAACCGUGCCUCGCAUACCUCAUCCAACUGUGGUUUUCCGUCGUUUCCGCCCUGGUGCAGUCUAACAUGUUGAAUAAGGACCGCCAAGAGCUCUUCGACUGGUUUCGUUCCUCCACGGAGGAUGAAAAGCCAAGUGGUUACACCAAAGUACUGGUCACAACAUAGGAACUUGCU
Messenger RNA from Colletotrichum destructivum, 945 nucleotides. RefSeq lists its product as uncharacterized. The record is from RefSeq and is a predicted model, not a curated record. NCBI's taxonomy places the organism in Eukaryota, Fungi, Ascomycota, Sordariomycetes, Glomerellales, Glomerellaceae. Bases 1 to 936 code for a protein of 311 amino acids. The transcript is spliced from 2 exons.